GUGGAAACGCACGAUCGCACGCACCCGCGAACGCGUCCUGACACGCCGCUCUGCACGCAAACUUUUUAUCGUCGUCUCGCGUCGCGCACUUCGUCUGACAAUACUGCGUCGUCUCCCCGUGUUCCACGCACACGUCCACGCACGCCAACCCAUCGACAUUUUUCCCAUUCGCGCAAUCGUUCACCAACCGUCCGCUCGACGUCGUCGCGUAAUCGUUCGCCUAUCUCGCGCGCGCGCGUCCGUCGUCUCGUCAGUCUUCGGUCCAACUGGUCGGUCGGUCGGUCGUUCGUCAUCGGUCCGCGUCCAUCACGCACCUCGCCGUACGCGCGCCGCAUCGCGGAGUCUACGCCGCCACUGACGUUCGCCCACUUGUUCGCCGUCGCCCACGCCUUGACGGCGUCGCGCGUGUUCGCAUCGUAUCGUCCAUCGGCUCGGGCGCCGCGUUUCAAAAACUUUUCCCGGACGAGGAGUCUUUGCAGGCAGUGCACGUCGGCGCCGAUCGACCCGGGCGCGAGGUCGCGCGGGAGGUGGCAGAAAUCGUCGAUCGAUCGCGACGGCAUGCGGUCGGGCGCGAGACGCGGCGAGGUGUGA
Ostreococcus lucimarinus CCE9901 is the source of this 591-nucleotide messenger RNA. RefSeq lists its product with no specific name. Lineage: Eukaryota; Viridiplantae; Chlorophyta; Mamiellophyceae; Mamiellales; Bathycoccaceae. The record is from RefSeq and is a predicted model, not a curated record. The annotation marks the transcript as partial. The transcript has a single exon.